AUGGCGACCUCCGGGGGAGAUCCCCAGAGAAGGAAAACUACCUCUCUCCAGGGAGGCAGCGGUUCAAGAGGUGGAGCCCAGUCGGUACUGGUUCGCCCAGAAAAAGAACGCUGGUCUUCAUUUCCCAUGGGGCAGAGACUGAUAGGUCCUUACAAAACCUCCUCCUCCUCCUUCCUGCUCCAGCAGAUCAUUCACCGCUAUCCGGAGUCGGACCCAGAGCAAGAGGAAUCCGAGAGCGAGGGCGAGGGCGAGGAAGAGGAGCUAAUGGAUUCCGAGGAGUCCUCAGAGUCCGAGCUGCUGAAUUUGGAGGGUGAAUUUGAUGGGGUCCUGAGAGAGGAGGCCGUGGCUGAGGCACUCUACCAGUUGGGGCGCUCCGGUUCCGGGACUGAGCAGGUCUUCCUCAACCUAACUUUAUCGGGUUGUGAUUUGAUUGACAUUAGCAUCCUCUGCGGAUAUGUCCACCUGCAGAAGCUGGAUCUCUCAGCAAAUAAAAUUGGAGAUUUGUCUUGUGUGGGUUGUAUGCCGUAUCUUCUAGAACUUAAUGCUUCUCAAAAUAAACUGACUACAUUCUUCAAUUUCAAGCCACCCAAAAAUCUCAAGAAGGUGGAUUUUUCCUGCAACCAAAUUUCUAAAAUGGGUGAUUUGUCGGCAUACCAGGCUCUCACUAAACUAAUUCUGGACAACAACGCGAUAGAAGAAAUCAGCGGGUUAGAGCUGUGCAGCAGCCUGACUCACCUCAGCUUGGCCAAGAACAAGAUCACAACGAUCAGCGGCCUGGGCGAGCUGCCCAUCAAAAUCCUCUGUCUGAGCCAUAACCAGAUUGAGAAGAUCAUGGGUUUGGACCAGCUAAGAGCCCUGAAGAUUGUGGACCUAUCCCACAAUCAGAUCAAGAGCCUCCAAGGCUUAGAGAAUCACGACUUCCUGGAAGUGAUCAACCUAGAGGACAAUAAGAUUGCUGAGCUGGGUGAAAUAGAAUACAUUGAAACUCUACCUCUCCUUCGAAUUCUCAAUCUUCUGAAAAAUCCAAUUCAGGAACAAUGUGAAUAUUGGUUCUUCGUCAUUUUUAUGCUACUACGAUUAACAGAAUUAGAUCAGAAGAAGAUUACAGUGGAAGAAAAGGUUUUGGCAGUGAAUAAGUACAACCCUCCCCCGGAAGUGGUCGCAGCCCAGGAUCACCUGACCCACGUUGUCCACAGCGUGAUGCAGCCGCAGAGGAUCUUUGACAGCACCCUGCCCAGCCUGGACGCCCCGUACCCCAUGUUGGUCUUAGCCGGUCCUGUAGCCUGUGGGAAGCGAGAACUCGCCCACCGCCUCUGCAGGCAGUUCAGCACUUACUUCCGAUACGGGGCCUGUCACACCACAAGACUCCCUUACUUUGGAGAAGGGGAUCGAGUUGAUUACCAAUUUGUCUCUGAAGAGGUUUUCAAUAAAAUGAUAAACAUGGGGAAAUUCAUUCUCACAUUUAAUUAUAAUGAUCACAAUUACGGAUUGAGUAGGGACACCAUAGAAGGCAUCGCCAGAGACGGUUUAGCCAGCUGUGUUCAUAUGGAAAUCGAAGGUGUAAGAAGUUUGAAGCUCACCUAUUUUGAACCUCGGUAUAUCCUGGUGCUACCCAUGAACAAGAAGAAAUAUGAGGGACACCUGCGGAGGAAAGGGCUCUUCAGUCGUGUAGAGAUUGAAUUUGCUGUCUCCAGGGUGGACCAUUAUAUUAAAAUUAAUCAGAAAUUUCCAGGAUUUUUCGAUGCAGUGAUCAAUGCAGAUGAUCUGGAUGCUGCCUACCAACAGCUGAGUCAGCUGGUUCAGGAGUACCUUGGAUUGGGUGAGGACACCGCCCCAGGUUUGGCUCCACCUGCAGAUGUUAAGACAUCUCCACGGACAUUUCAAAAAUCUCCGUAUUUGAGUUCGUGUGGUUUUAUGGAUUCUACAGACAGAAACUUCUUCAUGAAAUUAUGGACCAAAUUUUCAACCAAAAAGACACCAGUGGAAGAAAGUUCUAUAGAGAGACAGUACGAGGCAGCCCGGCAGGCCCUAAUGGGGAAGACACCUCCUCAUUUUACACUCCUGUUUCAAAGAGGUUCAGUACCAACACCCCUCGACAAUACACAUUAUGCCUCAGUUUCGGAACUACAGAAAAUCUUUGAGAUUUGUGAAGAGUCUUUUAAAAUUCCCUUUGGAUAUGGAAGGAGCAACAGGGAUACCCAUGGUGGGAAAUAUUCUGCAUUGUUUCAGUCUUGUCCAUGGCUAAAAGAAUUGCCUUUUGAGCCCCCAGGAAUAAGUGAUAUGAAGGAUGAUCGGAGCCUUAAAGCACAACACAAGAUGUCACUUCAAUAUGAAAAAGGGUCUUUGCACAACAGAAGACACACGAUAGCACUCAUCAGUCACCCAGGUUCCAACACCAAACCCACCCUCCCUCCAAUCCCUCAGGGCCGGAAGUACGCCAGUACUUGACAUUGUAUACUAACAUGGAAACCUUGCUCCGAUCACGUCCAGUUCCUGUGUCUCGCCUGGCCAUGGAUCCUGGCUGCUUCUUGCACAGCCAUCUACCUACAAAAGAAUGUCCUGUAUGCCUUAAUUCUCUCAAUCAAUUUCUUUUGUGAUUC
Messenger RNA from Eptesicus fuscus (big brown bat), 2600 nucleotides. RefSeq names its product leucine rich repeats and guanylate kinase domain containing (gene LRGUK). The coding region runs from base 1 to 2448 and encodes 815 amino acids. The record is from RefSeq and is a predicted model, not a curated record. NCBI's taxonomy places the organism in Eukaryota, Metazoa, Chordata, Mammalia, Chiroptera, Vespertilionidae. Gene Ontology annotation, cellular component: cytosol. Gene Ontology annotation, molecular function: protein binding; GMP kinase activity. The transcript has 20 exons.